GGAACGGUGGGAUUCAUUCAUUCACUCAUAACAGGAGGUACACAUAAACAAGGGAUCAUACAAAAUUUGGUGAGUCUUCAACUCAAAACAGGUUUGACUUGAAAGCAUUAUGGUUGGGAAAAAGGCUAUUGGUAUUGACCUUGGAACAACAUAUUCUUGUGUGGCUGUUUGGCAACAUGAGCAAGUUGAGAUCAUACCCAAUGAGCAAGGUAACAGGACGACACCAUCUUGUGUUUCUUUCAACGAAGUUGGACGUCUAGUAGGUGAAAGUGCUAAGAACCAGAUGAAUAUGAACCCCACCAACACAGUUUAUGAUGCAAAACGAUUGAUUGGAAGGAGAUUUAAUGACACCAAGCUUCAGGAAGACAUGAAGUUAUGGCCUUUUAAAGUUAUAAAAGGGACUAACGACAUUCCGAAGAUUGUAGUUGACUACAAUGGUGAAAAGGAGUUUUUCGCAGAGGAAAUUUCAUCCAUGGUUCUUGUGAAAUUGAAACAAGUUGCAGAGGCAUACCUUGGUGAAACCGUGACAGAUGCAGUCAUCACAGUGCCAGCUUAUUUUGAUGAUUCCCAACGCCAAGCCACAAUAGAUGCUGGUCUUGCUGCUGGACUUAAUGUUCUACAAAUAAUCAAUGAACCUACAGCUGCUGCAAUUACUUAUGGAUUCGACAUGAAAACUGAUAUAACUCACGACACAAAUGUGCUCAUCUUUGAUUUGGGUGGUGGAACAUUGGAUGUCUCUAUUGUCACCAUUAAUAACAAUGGUAAGAUAACUGUGAAAGCUGUUACAGGUGACACUCACUUAGGUGGUCAGGACUUUGAUAACGCAAUGGUGGAACACUUUAUGAUGCAAUUCAAUCAAAAGCACAAGACAGACAUGAGUGUGAAUAUAAAAGCAAUGGGGCGAUUAAGGGUAGGUUGUGAAAAGGCAAAACGAGCACUCUCUUCAACUACUGAAAUUACUAUCGAAAUCGAUGUUUUGCAUGAGGGUAUUGAUUUCUCUAUGGAAAUAACUCGUGCAAAAUUUGAAGAUCUUAAUGAAGAUUUAUUUAGUAAGUGCAUACAGUUAGUGGAGAAAUGUUUGGUUGACGCUGAAAUGAAUAAGACAGAAGUAAAUGAGGUAGUUCUUGUUGGUGGGUCAACUAGGAUACCCAAAAUACAAGAAUUGUUGUCAGACUUCUUCAAUGGGAAAGAGCUUUCUAAGAAUAUCCAAUCUGACGAAGCGGUUGCAUAUGGUGCAGCAGUUCUUACUGCAAAGUUAAGUGGCGAAAAUAGUCAAAAAGUGAAAAAUUUAGUGUUGUUGGAUGUCGUCCCACUUUCACUUGGUGUAAGUAUUCGUGAUGGCUCUUCAUCUGUUAUAAUCAAAAGAAAUUCCCCAAUACCAGUCAAACAGGAAAGAAUCUAUGUUACAAGUGUGGAUAACCAAAGUGCUAUUACUUUUGAUGUCUAUCAAGGUGAGAGAAGUAGAGCUAUAGACAAUGACUGGUUAGGGAAAUUCCAAGUUGCAGUACCAGUUGAAGUAAAGGGUAAGUCAAGGGUAAAUGUGGUCUUUGAAGUUGAUGUUAAUGGUAUUUUAAAUUGCUCGGCUGAGGAGUUAACCAGUGGCCUAAAGAAAAAGAUUAGAAUCAGCAAUGACAAGCAGAGACUUUCAAAGGAAGAGAUCGAAAAAAUGAUGAAAGAUGCUGAAAAGUACAAACUUGAUGAUGAGGAGAAUAUAAAGAAGCUUCUUGCACAUAAUGUCUUGGAGGAAUACAUUUACGACGUGAAGGCCAAAAUUAAAAGCAUAGGAAGCAUUGAUAACACAAAGAUCCCCAAGGAGGAAUUGGAAAAAAUGGAAAAUGCGAUAACGAGCGCAAACCAAAUUCUUGAUCUACACAAGCUUGUGGAUGUCGAUAAUUAUGAGAAAACACUAAAUGAGCUGGAAAAGGUAUGUGUUCCAAUCAUUGGCCAACUUGUGUAGUAAGAUAAUUUGUCUAUGGUGGUACUGUGGUAGUAAUGCUUUUCUUAUAAGCUAACGGGCUGGUUUUUAUUUUCCAAUAAGAGUUGGACAUUAGUUCAACAUUAAGAAAUGAAUUUGAUUUCAUCAUGUUUGUAUGAAUGAGAUUUAUUUCUCCUUUUCUUUUUCAAGUGUGUAACGUAUGAAUUUGAUAUGAUCAUCAGUGAUAUUGUCAUGUAUGUCAUGUAUGAAUAGAUUAUGUGUGUAUGAAUUUGGUUUGAUAAUGUGUGUAUGAAUGGGAUUUAUUUCU
This is a messenger RNA of Lactuca sativa (garden lettuce), 2243 nucleotides long. Its product is annotated as heat shock cognate 70 kDa protein. Lineage: Eukaryota; Viridiplantae; Streptophyta; Magnoliopsida; Asterales; Asteraceae. Gene Ontology annotation, molecular function: ATP-dependent protein folding chaperone; ATP binding. The record is from RefSeq and is a predicted model, not a curated record.